This is a messenger RNA of Mercenaria mercenaria, 455 nucleotides long. Its product is annotated as cytochrome P450 2B1-like. NCBI's taxonomy places the organism in Eukaryota, Metazoa, Mollusca, Bivalvia, Venerida, Veneridae. Gene Ontology annotation, molecular function: iron ion binding; heme binding; oxidoreductase activity, acting on paired donors, with incorporation or reduction of molecular oxygen, reduced flavin or flavoprotein as one donor, and incorporation of one atom of oxygen. The transcript has 3 exons. The record is from RefSeq and is a predicted model, not a curated record. Gene Ontology annotation, cellular component: cytoplasm; intracellular membrane-bounded organelle. Gene Ontology annotation, biological process: xenobiotic metabolic process. The coding region runs from base 1 to 438 and encodes 145 amino acids.
AUGGAUUUUAUGCAACUGUUGUUAGAUCCUGUUUGUGUUGUGGCCAUUGCUCUAGCAUUGCUCAGCAUCCUGUAUGUACUCAAGGGAACAGGUAACAUUCCGCAUAUGAGGGGAGGUGGAGCUAUCUACGAGGUAGCAACAAACCUGAGACAACAAUAUGGAGAUGUGGUUCGGCUGAAACUUGGUCCAAUAAAUAACGUGAUAUUAAUCAUGGGGAAAGACAAGAUACAUAAAGCUGCGGUCACCAUGAAUGAUAAAUUCAAAUACAGACCUACAAAUUUCUUUGCCACGAAUUACAUAUCUAAGCAGAAAGGAAUCACUUUUUCAAAUGGCGAUGUUCAUGCAGCCAUUCGGAAGUUCACUCUUGGUACCAUGAGGGAUUUUGGAGUUGGUAAGAAAAGUCUCGAAGGGCGGAUGCAAGAAGAAGCAGGCAUGUAAGGAAUAAAUUUAAAUAC